AUGGGGAUUGACCACCUCUGUCCCUCGCUACUCGGUUGCCCCGACCGUGACCCGUCGUGGUCAGCCGUCGAAUCUGCAUCUGCUGAAUUUCGCACAGGGUUCGAAAAGUCCGCCUUUGCCGCCGAUGCGUUGACCCCGAUCUUGUACUCGCUCCUGUUUCUCGAUGAGACGGAUGAGCUGUCCACGGCUAUAGGGUUCGCUGAUCCGGACUGCGUGGGUGCGUCGUGGUCGCCAUUCGCUGACGGCGCCGGACUCAAGCGCAUCUCCGACUUGGAUUCGGACUUGGACUUGGACUUGGACCGUGUCGACCAGUGCGAGUGGGGUUCGAUCGGAUCUCGAAGCCUCAGCAAUAUCGCAAGCUUGAGCAAAGGUCGGGAUAUGGCGAGAGAUAUCGGUACUCGAACCCCCUUGAUCACAAAGCCCACUAGAGUACAAGAUGAUGGUGGAGGUAGCGUCGCGAUCAGCCAUUGCCCCGGAAACGUGCGAGAUACCUCCACCGUGCAGGUGAAUGCGCUUCCGCUCCGCUACUGUCUACUACUCACUGACGGUGAAGUAGACGACCAGGCCGAACCACCCGAAUCCAUUGAUACUUGCGACCAUGCUGAAUGUCACUGGUUAGGCGAACGUCCAGAUAUGCGGGAACUCGAGGUGAGCACCGUCACCCGUCACGGGUCCUGUAGGUCCAGAGCACGUUUGACUUUCGUUCGCGCGCGCGUGCGUCAUUUGGAUCCCAGAAGCUCGAGCGCUCUUGUCGAUCACUUCGCAGAUCCCCGAAUCGCAACGAUUCGCAGUCGGUGGCGCCUAA
This is a messenger RNA of Microbotryum saponariae, 805 nucleotides long. The record is from the annotation of a GenBank genome assembly. Lineage: Eukaryota; Fungi; Basidiomycota; Microbotryomycetes; Microbotryales; Microbotryaceae.